CCAAAUGUCAAAUUGACAUUUAUUUUGUAAGCAAGUUUGUUUCAGCUUUUAGACACAGUAAACAAUAAUUUAAAGUAAAUAAAUAUUAAUAAAUCUUACUAAAAUGAAUCACAAUCAAAUGAACAUGCAUGUGCCUAUGAACACCGUUGGUGGGACCCCGAAUGUGGGCAUGCAAAUGCCGGUACCAGGCACAAUAAUGCAGCAGCAAUCUCCUCAACAAAUGCAGCAACCUGUGAUGCCCCAGCAGCCUCAACAGCAGGACAAAAUGGACAAUAUAUCAAGAGUCAAAACUCUAAUGGGAUCACUCCGAGAAUCAAUACCCAUGACUCUGAAGUCUGCAGCUCAGAUUUUACAUCAGAAUCAUAAUGUAGAUUCAAAUUCACAGAAGGGCAUUGACAACCCGGUACCUAGAUUUGACAAGAACUUAGAAGAGUUCUUCUCAAUUUGUGAUCAGAUGGAACUGCAUCUGCGUACUGCAAUAACGUGCAUUCAACAAGCGCAGUCAGCGGCGCACUACCUGCCUAUGACCGUCAUGCCGUCAAGAUUGGACACUGGACCUGCCACCACGGACACGUCUCUCAGCUACCCGCAGUACCUGAACACGGUGCGCCUGCAGAUCACAUACGCUAAGGACAUACACGACACGCUGGUGGCGGCUGCGCAGAACAUCUCCCCCACUGAGUAACUGUGUUAGCACGUAAGCAUAAUUAUUUUUAAUUUAAUAAAUAGAAAUAAAUUAUUGUCAAUUUAA
Molecule: messenger RNA, 751 nt
Organism: Spodoptera frugiperda (fall armyworm)
Lineage: Eukaryota; Metazoa; Arthropoda; Insecta; Lepidoptera; Noctuidae
Gene: ix
Product: mediator of RNA polymerase II transcription subunit 29
Exons: 5
Coding region: 104-685 (193 amino acids)
Biological process (GO): regulation of transcription by RNA polymerase II
Cellular component (GO): mediator complex
Molecular function (GO): transcription factor binding; transcription coregulator activity
Source: RefSeq, a predicted model, not a curated record